AUGACACCUGCACCCAAUCCCUUUGCCCUGGCGCAACAAACUCCUCGCCCAACGACUCUGCUUGCUGCACCGAAUAUCCCUCAGCCAGGCUCCAGAUCACCACACUAUCCUUCGAGCUCUUACAGUCAUUCUGCCUCACCAAGUACUGCCUCUGCAGGCCUACCGGACAUUCAACGCCAAGAUGGCAGUGCCUUGGUCAUCUCUCCCACCCAGAUACCCUCUGCCAACUUGGCUGCACAGAAGAGAGCCUACAGACAGCGAAGAAAGGACCCUUCAUGCGACGCAUGUCGAGAACGCAAAGUAAAGUGCGAUGCUACCGAGACCUCAGCAUGUUCAGAAUGUUCGAGCCGAAAUCAUCGGUGUCAGUUCACCAAGGAGACAAAUCGCCGCAUGUCAUCAAUCAAGCAGGUCCAGGACUUGCAGAGUCAAAUUGCCGAGUUGACUCAUGUAAAUUCCCAGCUACGAAACAAGGUAUCUGACCAGAGUCCUAUGGAUGGAGAGCGAACAGACAUGAAACGCAGACACUCUGAAGUAUACACUGGAGUGGUACUAGGACCGCGGCAGAUAUGUGUACCAGUCCUAGACAACUUCAACCACGUUCGCAGUAACAUUCGAGAGCAUUCUCACGACAUAUUCAAUAUGCCCCACCAAAACGUCUUGCGGACUGCGGAGCCGAAUUGGCCGCUGCCUGCGGUGCCUUUGCGUGCAGACUAUGCGUACUUUUCUCGGUCGUUCCUCGAUACGGUACACGAUUGGUACCCUGCAAUACAUUGGCCUACCUUUCAGCACAAAGCAGACGAGGUUUAUGCCGCACGCAGCUUUGAAGGUUGCUCUCGGGAUUGGAUUGGCUUGUUCUUUGCAGUACUGGCUUGUGGCUGUUUGCAUCCUAGAUCAGAGCACAACAUUUCUUGCAACGUGCUAUCAGAAGGCCAGGCUAUGUUUGAGACUGCAGUGUCUGCUCUCCAGCCUUGGACACAAGAGCUUACUAUUACACAUGCUCAGGCGGCUCUGCUGUUGAGCAUAUUUGCCACAGAAAGCAACCAACGCUCCCUCGGCUCCAUCUGGCUUGCGUCUGCGGUAAGAAUUGCGCAAGAACUACAGAUAAGUCCUGAAAUGGACUGUUGGUCCGCUUUUGACGGCGAAAUUCGACGCAGACUUUGGUGGUCCAUCUACGUCCGUGACAGAAUCAUGUCACUCGAGACAAAUCGUCCAAUGUUAAUCAACGAGAACGAUUGCGAGAUUUCGCUCCCAUCAUCAGUCGACGAUCGCUACAUACAGCCCAAUGAGCCAUUCCGUCCCUCGACAAAACCAGCCCAUUAUACUGGCUUUGUGGCGACAAUACACAUUACGCGCCUCUACGCCCCCCUACAGCACGCUUUGAAAUCUAGCGUUAUGCUCCCACAAACAACAGAAAGCUUCGAUGGACAGCUUCGCUCAAAGUUGCUCCUCCUGCCUGAAAACCACCAGCCAGACUCAGGGGCGCUGCUCGAUGCAAGGGUGUUGCCAACAGUUUUCGUCUUGCUCUCGGCUCGAUUUCAUCUCCACAGGCGGAACCUCAGCCCAUUGUCGAGCGCUAUAGGCCGAGCCAAUGCAUUAGAACGAUGCGUCUCUAUUGCCCAGGACACGGCAAAGUAUGUGUCAAGAGUAUUGCACAAUCCUUCAGUCCGCAGUUCUGGCCAGACAGGGGCAGAGAGAAUGGUGUUGGCCGCGAGUAACGCAGUAUGUCUACAUCUGUGGCGAUGCAUCCUGGUAUUAUGCUUCCGGGGCGAGUAUGAUGCAGCCUUGGUGUGCUUGCAUCUCUCGGAAGCUAUUGGCAGCACACGCAAGAUUAAUGCUGCUUGCGGCAAGAAUAUUGCCUUCUUUCUUGAGCGACUAUUCGACCGAACGCGCAACGGUAUCGGCAGUGGCAAACAGCUGGAACACGACGAGGAGAUGAUUGCAUACCUGAGUGCUGACAUACAAGGCAGUCUGGAGCAUUCCUGGGUCUGGGCAGGUACCAGUAUGGUUUCUGUGCCGGGCCAGGACUCGGCACCUGGCGCGACGGCAUCGCCGGGAGGCGACGAAGCAAUGCGAGACCGACUACCCUCACGCGCGCCACCACCCAAUGCAUUGUCGAAUGGAAGCGCAGAAUGGAAUGACUGGGGCCUGGUUGAGCACAUGGUGCGGCAAUUGAUGGGCGAGCGCCAUCACCGGAGUACGCAGCCAGCGGCCUAUUAUCCACCAGUGCACAAUCCCGUCAAACGAGUGCAACUCGCAUCCGACACGUAUUCACCGCCAAAGAGUCUAUCAAGUCCCAGCCCAGCACCGUCGAGCACAAGUCGUAUCAGCAUAGCGAAUAUCAUCUAA
Molecule: messenger RNA, 2346 nt
Organism: Bipolaris zeicola 26-R-13
Lineage: Eukaryota; Fungi; Ascomycota; Dothideomycetes; Pleosporales; Pleosporaceae
Exons: 4
Coding region: 1-2346 (781 amino acids)
Biological process (GO): DNA-templated transcription; regulation of DNA-templated transcription
Molecular function (GO): DNA-binding transcription factor activity, RNA polymerase II-specific; zinc ion binding; DNA binding
Source: RefSeq, a predicted model, not a curated record